AUGUGGCAAACAAAAUACGACUCUAUACUUAACCAAGUAUACUACCAAAAUACCGAAGAUGGUAGUGUGAGCUUUGACCUACCAUGUGAGGUACAAAACUCACAACAUCCAAAGAAGUCUUGCGAUGUAGUAAGACCCAACUUCUUGUCUCGCAUAACUUCCAAAUUGCUGCUCCACCGGUCAAGAUCUCCAGAAAACCGUUCGGAGAUGGCCAAGAAGUCUAUUCAGCCUGUUGCUGCUGAACAGAAGAUGGUUGAUGCCCCAGUCAAGAUGGAUGCUUCGGUUUAUUUUACCAGUAUGCCCUUGAGCCUGGAAGACUCUUAUAUGUUGGAGAACCCACUCAAUUUGUAUAACUCUGAUGUUGAGAGUGUUUCGUCUUGCGAAUCCAUCCAGUCAUUCUACCUGGAGUUGGCCCCCAAUGAGAUUUACUACGACUACGAGAAUUCAAUCUACUACGAUGAGAAAGCACUCCAAUACAUCGAGGAGGACUAUGAUAAGGAAAAGGAGAGAUACGAGCUCCGUCUCCAGAUUAUGAAGGAGUUAUAUUAG
This is a messenger RNA of Sungouiella intermedia, 549 nucleotides long. The record is from the annotation of a GenBank genome assembly. NCBI's taxonomy places the organism in Eukaryota, Fungi, Ascomycota, Pichiomycetes, Serinales, Metschnikowiaceae.